GAGCCGCGGCCGGAGGGAGCGGCCGGAUGGAGCGGAGGAUGAAAGGCGGAUACUUGGACCAGCAAGUGCCCUACACCUUCUGCAGCAAAUCGCCCGGAAAUGGGAGCCUGCGCGAAGCGCUGAUGGUCCCGCAGGGGAAGCUCAUGGACCCCGGCUCCCUGCCGCCCCCCGACUCCGAAGGUAAAGAAGCGGAGAGGCAAACCGCGACCCUCCACCCCCACACACACCCCGGGGGCCGAUCCUGGAGUCCCCGCCCGUUUCCCAAAAAGACAAGCCGUCCAAGGGACUCCGGUCAUUCUUCUCAGCUCCUACCCGCAAGGGGGGUCGCCGGGCUCGCUGGGGCUCCCUGCCUCUCCCCAUACCUCCACCUCACCUUCUCCAAUUCCAUUAUUCACCCCUCAGAUCUCUUCCAGGAUCUAAGUCACUUCCAGGAAACGUGGCUCUCUGAAGCUCAGGUACCAGACAGCGAUGAGCAGUUUGUUCCCGAUUUCCAUUCAGAAAACUUAGCUUUCCACAGCCCCACCACCAGGAUCAAGAAGGAGCCCCAGAGUCCCCGCACAGACCCGGCCCUGUCCUGCAGCAGGAAGCCACCACUCCCCUACCGCCACGGCGAGCAGUGCCUUUACUCCAGUGCCUAUGAUCCCUCCAGACAAAUCGCCAUCAAGUCCCCCGCCCCUGGUGCCCCUGGACAGUCGCCCCUACAGCCCUUUCCCCGGGCAGAACAACAGAGUUUCCUAAGGUCCUCUGGCCCCUCCCAGCCCCACCCUGCUGGCCAUGGGUACCUCAGGGAGCACAGCUCCAUCUUCCAGCAUCCCUCGGACAUUUGCCACUCCUUCACGUCCUCUCAGGGAGGGGGCCGGGAGCCCCUCCCAGCCCCCUACCAACACCAGCUGUCAGAGCCUUGCCUGCCCUACCCACAGCAGAGCUUCAAGCAGGAAUAUCACGACCCCCUGUAUGAGCAGGCGGGUCAGCCGGCAGUAGGCCCUGGUGGGGUCAGUGGGCACAGGUACCCAGGGGCGGGGGUGGUGAUCAAACAGGAGCAGACAGACUUCGCCUAUGACUCAGAUGUCCCUGGGUGUACAUCAAUGUAUCUUCACACAGAGGGCUUCUCCGGGCCCUCCCCAGGUGAUGGGGCCAUGGGCUAUGGCUAUGAGAAACCUCUGCGACCGUUCCCAGAUGAUGUCUGCGUCGUCCCUGAGAAAUUUGAAGGAGACGUCAAGCAGGAAGGGAUUGGUGCAUUCCGAGAGGGGCCACCCUACCAGCGCCGGGGCGCCUUGCAGCUGUGGCAGUUUCUGGUGGCCCUGCUGGAUGACCCAACGAAUGCCCACUUCAUUGCCUGGACCGGCAGGGGAAUGGAGUUCAAAUUAAUUGAGCCUGAGGAGGUUGCCAGACUCUGGGGCAUCCAGAAGAACCGGCCGGCCAUGAAUUAUGACAAGCUGAGCCGCUCACUCCGAUACUAUUACGAGAAAGGCAUCAUGCAGAAGGUGGCGGGAGAGCGUUACGUGUACAAGUUUGUGUGUGAGCCUGAGGCCCUCUUCUCUUUGGCCUUCCCGGACAAUCAGCGUCCAGCUCUCAAGGCCGAGUUUGACCGGCCAGUCAGUGAGGAGGACACAGUCCCCUUGUCCCACUUGGACGAGAGCCCCGCCUACCUCCCUGAGCUGACUGGCCCUGCUCAGCCCUUUGGCCCCAAGAGUGGCUACUCUUACUAGCCCCAGCAGCCACCCCUCUGCCACCAGUGGGUGCUGCCCUGUGUACAUAGAGAUGAAUCUGGUGUUGGGGAACCCCCCACUCAAACCCACAGAUGUCUCUGGGCUGUCCCAUCUGCUGCCCUGGCCCAGACUCUGAGCUUCUCACCCGAGUCAUGGGAGGAAAAGUGUGGAGAAAGGCCAUGUAUAAUGGAGUUAGUCUCAAAAACUCCCCUGGGGGUUUCACCUCUGCUCAGGGAGAGUUCAGCUCAGCCUCUUCUGGGUCACGCCCAAGCCCCGCUCCUUUCCCUCCACCAGAGAGAACAAGAUCCAGUUCUAUUCUGGGGGACACAGGAGCCUCCGCAGUUUAUCCUGGCCAGGGGGCGAUGCAUUGAGUUCCCCAGGACCCUUGAACCCUGCAGUCCACCCCAAGCUGUGGUCCUGGAGGGUCCCAGUUGUCAGUUCAUGGUGCUGUGUUCCCAGAUGCAGGGGAGGCUAGGGUGGUGGGGGCUGGGUGGAGGCAGGGAGGGUAAGUCCCUGCUCCAAGGGGCCCUCUGCCUUCUCCUAGGCCAGGGCCUGGAAUUCCACCUCCACCAUGUCUGCCAGACCCUAAUAAAGGCCUCUGCUUCUCCUGUUAA
Messenger RNA from Loxodonta africana (African savanna elephant), 2323 nucleotides. It is a transcript of the gene ETV4, whose product is annotated as ETS variant transcription factor 4. The transcript is spliced from 11 exons. Gene Ontology annotation, molecular function: sequence-specific DNA binding; DNA-binding transcription factor activity, RNA polymerase II-specific. Gene Ontology annotation, cellular component: nucleus. Gene Ontology annotation, biological process: cell differentiation; regulation of transcription by RNA polymerase II. The coding region runs from base 27 to 1709 and encodes 560 amino acids. The record is from RefSeq and is a predicted model, not a curated record. Lineage: Eukaryota; Metazoa; Chordata; Mammalia; Proboscidea; Elephantidae.